AUGGGAGUUGCAUCGCUGUGGAAGCUUGUUGAAGCAGCAGCAAAACUACGGUCAUUGCUGCAAUUUACAAUUGCUGAAGGAUUUGAAACCAACCGACAUGGUACCCGCACAAUCGUUGUGGGCAUUGAUGCAAGUAUCUGGCUCAAUGAGGCCCAAUUUGCGCAUGCCAAAGGCGGUCGCCGGUAUCAGCGAGGCAUGAACCCUGAGCUGUGCACGCUCUUCGAGAAAAUGUGCCAACUACUUCGAUUACCGUUCACCAUUGUUCUGGUAUUCGAUGGGCCUGGACGACCAUCUCGAAAACGAGGUGUGAAUGUCUUGACUGCCGAGCACUGGGCUGUGGAUCCAACAAAAGAGAUAGCGGAUGCCUUUGGGUUUGGAACUCACCAGGCUCCAGGAGAGGCAGAGGCGGAGCUUGCGUAUCUCAACAGCAUCGGCAUUCUAGAUGCUGUGAUGUCGGAGGAUGGAGAUGCGCUUGUGUUUGGUGCGCAGGUGGUAAUUCGCAAACCUCACCUCAACGGAGAAAAGAUCAAAUGGGAUGGCGACACCGUCAAGAUUUACACAUCCACCGCAAUCCGCUCUACCCCAUCUGUAUCCCUCACUCAGGGUGAUAUGGUUUUGUACGCCUUGCUAUGCGGUGGGGACUACGACACUGUUGGCCUCAAAGGUUGUGGCAAGGUCACUGCACAAAAACUGAUGGGGACCGGGCUUGGUGAUAGCCUGCUCAACGCCGCUCAGUCACUUUCAGGCGACACCCUCGUCUCCUUUAUGGCUGGAUGGCGGGCUGAUCUGCAUGCUGAGUUGUUGAAGAUUGGGCAGGUGGCUAUUGCUGUAACGAUCGACACUUUUCCUCAGCUAGGCGUUCUUAUGAGUUAUGCCAUGCCCUUAACAUCAAGAACCCUCGGCGGACCACCCAACGCAAGCCAGUCAUGGGUUCCACGUGCACCCGACCUGCCACGAAUUGCACGGCUCUGCAAGCAAUACUUCAGGUGGUGUACAUCCGACACCGUUAGCAAAAAAUUCCACACUCGGAUUUGGGACGGCAUCUGCAUUCGCCGACUGAUGGAGCCAGUGGAUGAAUAUGCAGUGCUCCGCCAACACAUAGAAGAUGGGGUUGUCUUCGAUAAUCCACCAGGAAUGUGUUCAUUCCUUAGGAUCACAAAUGCCAGACCGGGACGACUCCUUGCGACUAGCGUCAAGAUCUAUACUGUUGAGGUUACCCUCCACUCACUCCUUGCUUCUGCGGCGUCGGGUAUUGGUGAAGCAUGUCCCCAACACACCGGACAUAUCUCUGUCAAGAUUCCAGCAUCAAUUGUGGACCAUUGCCUUCCAACAUUACCUAAGAAGACUCUCAAGCAUGUUGAGCUCUCGGCACCACCAUCCCCUAUUCUACAAGAAGUCCCUUCAACAGCAUCAUCAUGCCAACCACUGACUUUGCUUGAGCGUGUGGACCUACUUGCAGUGGUCAACUCCACACUACCACCAGGCAGCCACCCCACGCAUGACCACCCCAUGUGUGACCGCCCUGCGCGCCCCUUACGCAAGUCGAAAACCCAUAAAAUGACAGCUUCAACACCUAACCCAUACACACCCCUUCAACCGGUUGCCAACCCAUCCAUGCUGCCCAUUCAGGCAAACGUUCCCUGCGGGCGCAUCACGUCAUCUACAGCAGGACCGAGCUGUGUCAGCCCUCCGACGCCACAACGCAGCAUCCAUCCAGCAGGCCUUGCCAUCUCCGACUUGCUGCCUGGACCUAAUUCCACGCACUCACCAACCUCAUCCGCUCGCGCGCCGGUAUUUCUCGGCUUUUUUGACCUGACAGGUGAUACUUCAGCCCAUGGUCCUGACACCUCGACCAGAGAUCCAUCUUUCGUUGAUCUUACAAUGAUAGAUGAUAUACUCUAG
Molecule: messenger RNA, 1902 nt
Organism: Laccaria bicolor S238N-H82
Lineage: Eukaryota; Fungi; Basidiomycota; Agaricomycetes; Agaricales; Hydnangiaceae
Exons: 8
Coding region: 1-1902 (633 amino acids)
Molecular function (GO): 5'-flap endonuclease activity; crossover junction DNA endonuclease activity
Source: RefSeq, a predicted model, not a curated record